Enterospora canceri is the source of this 213-nucleotide messenger RNA. The record is from the annotation of a GenBank genome assembly. NCBI's taxonomy places the organism in Eukaryota, Fungi, Microsporidia, Enterocytozoonidae.
AUGAAGACACCUAAGAAGACUGAUAAACCUGUUGAAGAUACUGAGGUUUCGGAUAACAACACUAAGAUUGACAAAUCAACUAAUAAGACACAGUUAAUGGCAGUUAUCAUUAAUAAGACCAAAAAUGAGCAAAUUAACUUACACUAUAGUGUCCGCCAGCCACUUUGGCCUCUAAUCUGCUUCCCCAUCUCCGUGUUGAUGUCCUUAGGCUGA